AUGCUUGUUCCUUCCAACCCUAUCAAGACGGCCCCGACUCUGAAUCCGAAAGAGUCGGAUGUGCGCAAUAUGCUUCAUGCGAUCUACCAAGUCAGUGCCGUCGUCCAAGACCGGUUUGGUCCGCGUUGAUUAAUCUUAUCGGAUCCCGGUUGGGCACCUUCGGCGGGAAACGGAAAGUGGUUCCCCCUUAAUGUACUGACUUGACAACCAUAUCUACUACCUAAAUGCGGUUUUUCGGCCUCGAAUCCACCUCGACGCCCGGUCCCACAAUCGCUCCGACCCGCGCAAAGGCCGAGCUCGGACUUCAAGAAGGAGGGGUGCCGAUCGGAGCUGCACUCGUUCGUGAAUCGGAUGGAGUGGUCAUCGGGGUCGGUCGAAACCGGCGUGUGCAACAAGGGAGUGCGAUCAGGCAUGGAGAGGUGCGUCGCUUCUCAUCUCCCAUCUCCAGCUUCGUCGGAUCUCUCGACGUCCUCGAAGUUUGAUCGUUCCCACACCCCUGACAUCAUCGAUUUUUCCACCGUUGUCCCUCUCCGACCAUCAGACGGACUGCCUCGAGAACAUCGGUAGACUAAGCGCCCAAGCCUACCGAGAUGCGACCAUCUACUCCACCCUUUCCCCCUGUCCCAUGUGCAGCGGUGCCAUCAUCCUUUACGGGAUCAAAAAAGUCGUUUUGGGCGAGAACGAGAGCUUCCUCGGUGGGGAAUCGAUCCUCAGAGAUCAUGGGGUCGAAGUCGUCAAUUUGGAUUCGGAGAAGUGUAAGGAGUUGAUGAGGGAAUUCAUCAGGCAGAAGCCUGAGGUUUGGAAUGAGGUGAGUGAGGCAGGUGGGCACUUGGUGGACGGCGGGAAAGAGGAGACGACAAAGGCUCGAAUGUGGGGGUCGUCUUUCUACGUCGGUGAGGGAUAA
Microbotryum saponariae is the source of this 904-nucleotide messenger RNA. Lineage: Eukaryota; Fungi; Basidiomycota; Microbotryomycetes; Microbotryales; Microbotryaceae. The record is from the annotation of a GenBank genome assembly.